CGAAAACACCAAUUGCAUAAUUGAUAAGCUCCUGAAAAACCUACUGAAUCUUUCCAGCUCAUAUGAAAUCUUCAAGAAUUCGUGAAAUACCUGCACUUAUUCACGCAACAUUCCGACUGAACCUAGCCAGCUGUGUUAGACAACAGAUAGCUCCCCGCAUCCGAUCGCCUAUAAUAUACCGCACAAUGGCUACAGCUAUGGCAAAGAGGUUGGAGGGAAAGACAAUUCUGAUCACGGGUGCUUCUUCAGGAAUUGGCCGAAGCACGGCACAUGAAUUUGCGAGGACGUCUCCAAAGAACUUGAAACUUAUUCUUACGGCUAGGCGAAUCGACGCACUCAAAGAAGUGGCUGCAAAUAUUACUAAGGAGGUUGGUGAUGGUGUUAAAGUCCUACCAGUAAAGCUGGAUAUGUCCAAAACAGACGAAAUAAAGGAUUUCAUUGGAAGGCUACCAGAGGAAUUCAAGAACAUUGAUGUGUUAGUUAAUAACGCCGGGCUCGUCAAAGGCAUGGCGCAAUCUCCGGAUAUUGCUGAAGAAGACAUUAACAUUAUGUUUUCGACAAAUGUACUCGGUCUCAUAGCGCUGACCCAAGCUGUGAUGAAAAUUUUCAAGUCGCGGCCAAAUGGCGGUUCUGGUGAUAUCAUCAAUAUUGGUAGCAUUGCCGGUCGUGAAGGAUAUGCUGGUGGCAGCAUAUACUGUGCUACCAAGGCCGCUGUGAGAACGUUCACUGAGGCCCUGCGGAAGGAGCUGAUCGCUACGAGAAUAAGGGUGAUGGAGAUAGACCCAGGUCAGGUAGAGACUGAGUUCAGUGUGGUGAGAUUCUAUGGUGAUAAAGAAAAGGCGGACGCCGUUUAUAAAGGCGUGGAUCCAUUGACGCCAGAUGAUAUCGCGGAGGUGAUUGUUUUUGCUGCGGGACGAAGGGAGAAUGUCGUUAUCGCCGACACGCUGAUAUUCCCAAAUCACCAGGCCUCAGCAGGUAUUAUGCACAGGAGAAAUACGUAAGAGCAUUGCUCAAGCAAGACGAUUAUCAACCUCGCAUUUUUUGUCAAAAUUGUGAAGUCGGACAGCCUUGAUUGUCCUCUUGAAUAUUUUCUCACCAAAUAAUUAUUGAUUUUUUUUAUCUUGAUGGUUAUACAGACUGCUAGUCUGCGACUUCAGCACCGCCUACCACGCCCAAUCAAAGCACGGAGAUGUUUCAUACGCGUCACUGGAAUUUUUGGGGAAAAAUGAGCUUAUUAUCGACAUUGCCCUGGAAUACGUAUAAUUUUGCGAGACUAGACAUUUUCGGCACAAACGUUAAGCAAGCUUACAAAAGCUGUGAUAUGGUCUUUAAUUCUUGAUUUG
Molecule: messenger RNA, 1343 nt
Organism: Verruconis gallopava
Lineage: Eukaryota; Fungi; Ascomycota; Dothideomycetes; Venturiales; Sympoventuriaceae
Exons: 3
Coding region: 63-1001 (312 amino acids)
Cellular component (GO): cytosol
Molecular function (GO): oxidoreductase activity
Source: RefSeq, a predicted model, not a curated record